Molecule: messenger RNA, 2228 nt
Organism: Engraulis encrasicolus (European anchovy)
Lineage: Eukaryota; Metazoa; Chordata; Actinopteri; Clupeiformes; Engraulidae
Gene: soat2
Product: sterol O-acyltransferase 2
Exons: 17
Coding region: 239-1873 (544 amino acids)
Biological process (GO): cholesterol metabolic process; cholesterol efflux
Cellular component (GO): endoplasmic reticulum membrane
Molecular function (GO): cholesterol O-acyltransferase activity; fatty-acyl-CoA binding; cholesterol binding
Source: RefSeq, a predicted model, not a curated record
CACACUUCUCAACAGCUGUGGAGACACUGCGGAGCUGGAUUACUUCAUUUGAGUCAGGAAACUUGGAGACGCACACAGGGCAGCAAGUGUAGGAGAGGCUCACCAAGGCAUCCUCCCUCUGCAGACACAGGAGUGGGAGUGGGAGAGAAAGAAGAACAAACGUAUUUCAGUAACAAAAGUGUGUUGACUAGAUAUCCUUCAUUAUCCUGACGGUGAGGGAGCACCAGCCUCCAGAGACAUGGCACAGGCCACUGACACAAGCAACAAUGUACGCCACCGGGACACCUCAGCAGCACACGCAGCAGCAGCCAACAAAGACCACAACCACCACCCCACAGAAAAUGGCUUCUCAACACCUGGAGUAAAGCCUGCUGAGCUCCAUACAGAUGACCUGAGGAACUGGAGGAAGCACGUGGAGCAAGUGAAGGCGGGGGUCCUGGAGGAGGUGCAGGACCAGCUGAGCGGCCUGCUGGACAGAGCCAUCACCGAGUCCGUCGAGUCCUUCUCCCAACGCGCCAACGGACAUGCGGAGGGCAACGGGCCCAAGAACGCCCCCCGAAUGCACAAAGAAGGCGAAGGGAAAGUUUUCGUUGCCAGACAGUCUUUACUUGAUGAUCUGUUUGAGAUCAGCCACAUCAGGACCAUCUUCCACAUGUUCAUCGCUGCUCUCCUCCUCUUCAUCAUCAGCACCUUAGUGGUGGACUUCAUCGACCAGGGCAGGCUGGUUCCUGAGUUGGACCUCUUCUUCUACGCCUUUGGCAAGCUGUCGGUGGUGCUGUGGUCCUGGAUGUUCAUGUUCGCCUACACGUUGCUGGGCCCCUACUUUGCGGUGUCGGUGUGGGCCGAGCUGUACCACGCCAGCUCCUGGAAGCGGCUGGUGUCGGCGGGGGCGGCCCUCGUGCUGGGGGCGGUGGAGGCUGCCGUGCUACUGGUCUUCCCCAUCUACAUCGUCCUGCACCACCAGCUGCCCCCCGCCUCUCGCUUCAUUCUCACACUGGAACAGAUCAGGUUCUUCAUGAAGAGCUACUCUUUCAUCAGGGAGACGGUGCCAACUGUCAUCCAGAACAAGCCUAAAGAAGGGUGCCCACCAAAGCUGCCCACCCUCUCCAGCUAUCUCUACUUCCUGUUUGCUCCCACUCUCCUCUACAGGGAAUCCUAUCCCAGAAACUCUCACAUCAGGUGGAGCUACAUCGGAUUCAAUUUAAUAAAGAUCAUGAGCAGCAUCUUCUACCUGAACUUCAUCCUGGUGCGGCUCUGCAUCCCCGUCUUCACCAAUGAGAACAGGGGGCCCUUCACCACCAAGUCCAUGGUCCUGGCCAUGUUCCACGCCACCCUGCCAGGUAUGUUGAUGAUGCUGCUCGCCUUCUAUUCCUUCCUGCACUGCUGGCUCAACACCUUCGCAGAACUACUGCGUUUCGCUGACCGCAUGUUCUACAAGGACUGGUGGAACUCAACGUCUUUCACAAACUAUUAUCGCACCUGGAACAUCGUGGUUCAUGACUGGCUCUUCUAUUACGGCUACAGGGACUUCCUCAUUCUGUCCAAGCGCAAGUUCCGCUCGGCGGCCAUGCUGAGUGUGUUCGCCAUGUCUGCGCUGGUGCAUGAGUACGCCCUCACCAUGUUCUUCGGCUUCUUCUACCCUGUCAUGUUCUGCACAUUCGCCAUCAUCGGAGUCAUGUUCCAGUUUGCCAUAAAUGACAAGCGCAAGAGUCACUUUUGGAACAUUAUCAUGUGGACGAGCCUCAUGCUGGGGCAGGGCAUCCACGUCUGCCUCUACUGCCAGGAGUGGUACGCUCAGAUACGCUGCCCUCGGACUGGGACUAGCUUCUGGGAGCUGGUAACACCGAGGUCUUGGAUUUGUGACUACCAGUAAUCUAAGUGAGCCUCAUGGAAUGAAUGGGAGCUUCGACCAGCCAUCUUCACACGUCCCUCUGCCUCAACUGUAUAUAUUUAUAUGCUACACUAUGUCCUAUUGUAACCUUUUCAUUGAAAAAAAAAGAUUCUUGUACUCAUUUUAGUGAAAUAAUUCUAACUGUAAAUAGUCUAUUUAGGGGAGGUUUCUUAUCAACUUAAAUUAUCAAAUGUGUUCUUUGAGAGUGCACAUUUCUGUACAUACCAAUAAAACAGUCAAUACGAGUAUGUGCCUAGUGUGGUAUAAUUUCAUCAAAGCCCUAAAAUAAAAAAAUUAAAACAAGUCUUAUUAUUACCUAUUCAUGUUAAAGUGUAGA